Messenger RNA from Cantharellus anzutake, 678 nucleotides. RefSeq lists its product as uncharacterized. Gene Ontology annotation, biological process: DNA repair; telomere maintenance. The record is from RefSeq and is a predicted model, not a curated record. Gene Ontology annotation, molecular function: DNA helicase activity. Lineage: Eukaryota; Fungi; Basidiomycota; Agaricomycetes; Cantharellales; Hydnaceae. The transcript has a single exon. The annotation marks the transcript as partial.
GAACAAUUGCUGAUGCUCCUGACUGGGGAAGGUGGGACAGGGAAGUUGCAAGUGAUUCACAGUAUUUGGCAAUACUUCAAGAGCUGUGGCAUGGAAAGGCAAUUGGCCCUAGGCACAUACACAGGAAUUGCUGCCAGUCUCAUAGGAGGGAAGAUGCCUCAUGUGUUGUUCAGAUUGAUGGCUCAAUGGUCAGGGAAGCCAGGGGCCAGUAAAAUCUGCAAACUGGCAAGCAUGUGGGCAGGAAAGGAGUACCUCAUAAUUGAUGAGUACUCAAUGAUAUCCCGAUCACUGAUGGCUUGCCUCUCUACAAUAAUGGGGCUAAUCAAGGCCCACAAUGGGGAGGAGGAGAGGAGCUGUGAAUGUGAUAAUUUGCGGGGACUUCAGUUCAAGCCCAUUGUGCAGAAAAGCAGUGCAGCUUUGUACUGGCCAAUAUUGGUGGCACAGAAUAUGGGAGAGGACAUUACAGGGUCAGAGCUAUACCAACUAUUUACCACAGUGGUGUGCUUGACACAGCAAAUGCGAGUCCAAGAUGCGGAGUGGACCAAAUUCCUUCAAUAUGCACGACACGGGAAAUGCACAACUCCACACUUGAAGAUGCUUGGGAGACUCCUUGUGACAUCAAGGGAUUGUCCCCCAACAAAUGCAAGGGAGGCCCCUGGAAGGAAGCCAUAUUGGUGA